CAAUAGCGCAAAAACGGAGCGGAGAAUUCAUAAGCAUUCACCUGCCAUUCGUACACAUAGUAUAUACACAUCUAUAGCUACGGCGCCUCCUUUACCUUGACUUGUGUGUCACACGUAAAUAGGAAUUUAACUCGAUUUUUAUUACAUUAGCCUGGCUCCGUGAUAGUUAUUUUCCGAUUCCUUGCUUCAGUCGCUGGUGAAUCGCAGACAUGGCGGACGAGGAAGCCGGGAAGGAGGGCGAGAAGAAAAUCGUGCACGUUUACCCACUGGUGAAGGUUGCACUCGGACAUGACCGAAGAGAUGAGGAUAGAGGCCAUUGAACUGUCCAUCACAGCCUGCGAGAAAUACUCAUCGAACUAUGAGCACGCUGCCAAAAUCAUCAAGGAAAACAUGGACAAGAAGUUCGGCAUCUAUUGGCAUGUGGUUGUGGGCGAGGGCUUCGGCUUUGAGGUGUCCUACGAAACGGAGAACAUUCUCUACCUGUUCUUUGCUGGCAACCUGGCCAUAGUGCUGUGGAAGUGCUCCUGAAUGCGGGUCAGCAAGCAAUCGAACGAAAUCGUACCUAGAAACCGGAACAGAAACCAAAGCCGAAACCGAAACAAACUGAAAUUUAGCAUCAAUAUUAGUCAUACAUACAGACCACUUACCAUUAACGAAUGUUAUGAACUUUAAGCGUAGUAUCGUUGACGGAGAAAUGAAUGCCAUGGCAACGAUGCGACUUG
Drosophila biarmipes is the source of this 722-nucleotide messenger RNA. Its product is annotated as dynein axonemal light chain 4. The record is from RefSeq and is a predicted model, not a curated record. Lineage: Eukaryota; Metazoa; Arthropoda; Insecta; Diptera; Drosophilidae. The coding region runs from base 289 to 528 and encodes 79 amino acids. Gene Ontology annotation, molecular function: dynein light intermediate chain binding; dynein intermediate chain binding. Gene Ontology annotation, biological process: microtubule-based process. Gene Ontology annotation, cellular component: dynein complex. The transcript has 3 exons.